Neolamprologus brichardi is the source of this 2071-nucleotide messenger RNA. It is a transcript of the gene foxd3, whose product is annotated as forkhead box D3. Gene Ontology annotation, biological process: regulation of transcription by RNA polymerase II; anatomical structure morphogenesis; cell differentiation. The record is from RefSeq and is a predicted model, not a curated record. Gene Ontology annotation, molecular function: DNA-binding transcription factor activity, RNA polymerase II-specific; RNA polymerase II cis-regulatory region sequence-specific DNA binding. Lineage: Eukaryota; Metazoa; Chordata; Actinopteri; Cichliformes; Cichlidae.
UUAAAAGCCCCGGCCUUUUUAAGAGCAGCAUGUGUCAUCUCGGCUCGGUUCUCCAAAUAUCGCUCGUCCAGGAAAUCUAAGCACUGAGAAGGGACGUCGGAGCGCAAAAGUCGCGCUGUCUGCAAAACAACUUCGAGGCGAGACGCGCUGCUCCGCGGGCCUGCUCACUGACCGAGUGGAGAAAUAUUUGUAGAAGUUUGAAGUUCCUUGUCGGCUGGACUGGCAGGCGUCCGGUUCGAUCACAUUUAGAUUUUUGGGGAGGGGAAAGCAUCCGAUCUGUUGACAAUUAGCAGCGCGAGCGCACUGAUCGCGCGGCUGCUCUGUCUUUUUCGGCUGCAGUGAGACUUUUUUUAAUAAAAAAAAAAAUAAAAUAAAACGGUGUCAGUAAGACGUGAGAUGACCCUGUCUGGAGGCAGCGAACGAGCCAGCGACAUGUCCGGCCAAACUGUGCUCACAGCCGAGGACGUGGAUAUUGACGUAGUGGGCGAGGGAGAUGAGGAGGGCAUGGAGAGGGUGGACAGCGACUGCGACAGCCCAGGAGACGGCAUCUUGCACGACCUCCGGGGGGAAACGGGAGACGAGGAGGUGGAAGACGAGAUCGAGGUGGAGAAAGAGGAGAUGAGGUCCGGGGUAGGGAGUCCGUGCUGCGAGAGCGCAGGGGAGGCAGAAUCAGGCACCGGAAAAGGAGAGGGUCACGACCAGAGCGCAGCGCCAGGUGCGAUCCAGAAACCCAAGAGUAGCCUGGUAAAGCCGCCUUACUCCUACAUCGCACUUAUCACCAUGGCUAUCCUGCAGAGCCCGCAGAAAAAGCUCACCCUCAGCGGGAUCUGCGAGUUCAUCAGCAACCGCUUCCCUUAUUACCGUGAGAAGUUCCCGGCGUGGCAAAACUCCAUCCGUCACAACUUGUCUCUCAACGACUGCUUCAUAAAAAUCCCCCGGGAACCUGGUAACCCCGGCAAGGGCAACUACUGGACCAUGGACCCCGCUUCAGAGGACAUGUUCGACAACGGCAGCUUCCUCAGGAGGAGGAAAAGGUUCAAGAGAGUUCAGCCAGAUGUGCUCAGGGACCAGACUGCUCUCAUGAUGCAAAGUUUCGGGGCGUACAGUCUUGGAGGGCCCUACGGGAGACACUACGGUAUCCACCCGGCGGCGUAUUCCCAUCCGGCUGCUUUGCAGUACCCGUACAUCCCCCCUGUAGGUCCCAUGCUGCCCCCGGGCGUCCCUCUCCUGCCCUCGGCGGAGCUAAACAGAAAAGCGUUCAACUCUCAGCUCAGCCCGAGCCUUCAGCUUCAACUCAGUAGUCUCAGCACGGCGUCUAUGAUCAAAUCAGAGCCUUCAAACAGACCUUCAUUCAGUAUAGAAAAUAUAAUCGGGGUGUCCAGUGCCUCCUCUUCCUCGCCGGGCGCAGCUCAGGCUUUCCUGCGGCCUCCUGUCACCGUUCAGUCGGCCCUGCUGAGCGCGCAGUCCCUCUCUCUGACCCGGACCUCAGCCGCUAUCGCGCCCAUCCUCAGUGUACCUUCAAAUAUUAUUUCUGGACACGUUUUACCCUCAGCGACGGCGGCGGCAGUGUCCAAAUGGCCUUCACAAUGACUUCAAACCGAAGAGAAAGCAAACUCUUAUUUUUAUAUAGAGACAUUAUUACUGGGAAGUGUGAAAAGCACAAAUUUAUAGGCAGCACUGGACUGUAAAGCCAUGUAAAGACUGUUGAAAAACAGAGAACAAAAAACGAAAAAGAAGAUUUUUUUCUGUACAGGUAAUAUUUGUAAAUAUUUGUAUAAAAAAAAAGACAAAUGAUUUUGCCAGUUUGACUUUUACCUGUUCCUUUCUCCCCUUUGUUCCUGUUUGAGAUCUGUGGUAAUUAUUUUACGUUUUUUUCUCCUUUCUUUUUGUAACAGAAGCUCAACUGGACAUAGUUACUUUGGCUUCUUUUUCAUACAAGACACAAAACCUCUGGAAAAAAAGAGACUGUUUAUAAUAAUAAUUUUAAAAAAAUACAAAUAUAUGUAAUUCUAUGUAGCUAUAUUGUGUUGUAAACUGAAUUUAUUUGUAAAUAAAUCUAAGAAAGAAUUAA